Molecule: messenger RNA, 339 nt
Organism: Drechmeria coniospora
Lineage: Eukaryota; Fungi; Ascomycota; Sordariomycetes; Hypocreales; Ophiocordycipitaceae
Exons: 1
Coding region: 1-339 (112 amino acids)
Source: RefSeq, a predicted model, not a curated record
AUGUCAUUCCGGUGCCGGAGCUCGUCAGCAACCUCGGCCGCGUCGCCGAGGCCCGCCCUCAUGGCGCCAGGUGGCCAGCCUGAUGGCACCCUGGCGCAGAGAUGGGCCCAAGCACCUUUCCAUGUGACGACGGCUGCGGACGACGACCGCGGACGACAACAUGCUGCGUGGGGGAGGUCCGGCGGUGGGGAGCAGCAUGCUCUUCCGAUCUCGGCAUGGGCCGGGAGGAAACGGGGGGCCGGUGCCGGGGAGGCAGGGGAAGCAUCGCCAGGGGGCAGCGUGCUGCAACCUCCAUCUGGGCCCGUACGCGCGGGCACCGAUGCCCAUACAUGUGCUUAG